Microtus ochrogaster (prairie vole) is the source of this 800-nucleotide messenger RNA. It is a transcript of the gene Fkbp2, whose product is annotated as FKBP prolyl isomerase 2. Gene Ontology annotation, biological process: protein peptidyl-prolyl isomerization. Lineage: Eukaryota; Metazoa; Chordata; Mammalia; Rodentia; Cricetidae. Gene Ontology annotation, cellular component: endoplasmic reticulum. The record is from RefSeq and is a predicted model, not a curated record. Gene Ontology annotation, molecular function: peptidyl-prolyl cis-trans isomerase activity.
CGCCCACGUGGGGGUGGUCUCCGUGGUGGCCGCGCCUGGGGUCGCGCUAGACCUAGAACUCCCCCUGGAGAGAUUGUGUGGGUGGAGCGGGCUCGGCGCCCCGCUGACUCGGGGCCAGUCUGGGUGCCCCGGAGGCCCCCGAGAGCUCAGAGCUGGGGGGGCACCUCUGGCGGAGGAGGCACGGCCCCGGGAUGGGGUGUACCUCCGGAGGACCGGGGUUCCCCAGAGCCGCCUAGAGAAGAUGUAUGGGUGCCUCGGGGCCGGCCACCUGCAGCAGCGGCAGAGAGACAUGAGGCUGAGCUGGGUCCUGACAAUACUGUCCAUUUGCCUGAGUGCCCUGGCCACAGCCACGGGGGCAGAAGGCAAACGCAAGCUACAGAUUGGAGUGAAGAAACGCGUGGACCACUGUCCCAUCAAGUCUAGAAAGGGAGAUGUCUUACACAUGCACUACACGGGGAAGCUGGAAGAUGGGACAGAGUUUGACAGCAGUCUACCAAAGAACCAGCCCUUUGUUUUCUCCCUUGGCACUGGCCAGGUCAUCAAGGGCUGGGACCAGGGGCUACUGGGGAUGUGUGAAGGGGAAAAGCGGAAGCUGGUGAUUCCAUCUGAGCUGGGGUAUGGAGAGAGGGGCGCUCCCCCAAAGAUCCCAGGUGGAGCAACCCUGGUGUUUGAGGUGGAGCUGCUCAAGAUUGAGCGACGUUCAGAACUGUAGCAGGCCGCAGAGGGGUAGGAGACCCCUGUCAGGGACCAGACUGCUUCAAAACACAACAAAACAAACAAACAAAAUAUUUAAAACCCAA